AAUGAAUGUACAUUUUAACGGGACCGUAGUAACCCGGUAGUUAUUACAUUUUGAAGCGCGUACUAGUAGACCCGGAAGUAGUCCGAUCCACACGAGUAUUGAUUGCAGAUCGUUGCGGGUACGAAGGCACCCGGUGAAAACGAGCGGCACAAGAUCUAAGGAGACUAUUUUCAUAAAUCAGCAACCAUGAGUCUCUUAACAAAGCCCAAGUCCGAGAUGACCCCUGAAGAGCUCCAGAAACGAGAGGAAGAGGAGUUCAACACCGGUCCUCUGUCGGUGCUCACACAGUCCGUCAAGAACAACACUCAGGUUCUCAUUAACUGUCGCAACAACAAGAAGCUGCUCGGAAGAGUCAAGGCUUUUGACAGGCACUGCAACAUGGUCUUGGAGAAUGUGAAGGAGAUGUGGACGGAAGUUCCCAAGAGCGGGAAGGGAAAGAAGAAGUCUAAGCCAGUGAAUAAGGACCGCUACAUUUCUAAAAUGUUUCUGAGGGGAGACUCUGUUAUCAUCGUGCUGAGAAAUCCUCUGAUCACAGGAAAAUGAACUCUUUAUAGGCGUCUAGCUGAAUAGGUCGGAGAGCCUUUUUUUGUUGAUUGAUUGGAAGGUGGACUGUCAUUAAUCCACACCUCUUUGUCUUGUUGCUGUUUUGUCGUUGGAUCACUGCAGUCACUAUUGGGAAACAUACAUAGUGU
This is a messenger RNA of Etheostoma spectabile (orangethroat darter), 692 nucleotides long. RefSeq names its product small nuclear ribonucleoprotein D2 polypeptide (gene snrpd2). Gene Ontology annotation, molecular function: RNA binding. Bases 187 to 543 code for a protein of 118 amino acids. The transcript is spliced from 3 exons. Gene Ontology annotation, cellular component: small nuclear ribonucleoprotein complex. Gene Ontology annotation, biological process: RNA splicing. NCBI's taxonomy places the organism in Eukaryota, Metazoa, Chordata, Actinopteri, Perciformes, Percidae. The record is from RefSeq and is a predicted model, not a curated record.